AUGAGGCCUUCAGCCGUUGCAAUGGGAAAACAUUUUGGAAAUUUGGGAAAAAUGUAUGGAGAGCAUAGAUUUGCAUUGGCUCCAAACGAACAAAAAGCUUAUAAAGGAUUCUUCGAUCAGGCAUUUGUGAGAACCUUCAAAACCUACGUUUGGGAUCAAUGGUACUACUACAUUCCACAAACUAUUGGUGCAUAUCUUCUCUACGAUUGGGCCAAGAAGACAAAUGUUGCUGCAAACCGCAAAAAUCCAGCUGAUUUUGCCAACGACGAAUAA
Messenger RNA from Caenorhabditis elegans, 273 nucleotides. RefSeq names its product Cytochrome b-c1 complex subunit 8 (gene R07E4.3). The transcript has a single exon. NCBI's taxonomy places the organism in Eukaryota, Metazoa, Nematoda, Chromadorea, Rhabditida, Rhabditidae. The coding region runs from base 1 to 273 and encodes 90 amino acids. Gene Ontology annotation, cellular component: mitochondrial inner membrane; respiratory chain complex III. Gene Ontology annotation, biological process: mitochondrial electron transport, ubiquinol to cytochrome c. The record is from RefSeq and is marked reviewed.